GCUUUCGUCGCGAAAACGUUUCCGUAGGUGAUAUCUCCCUCCCUUCGCCUUGACGAAGGGCUAUGGUGUGCUACCAUAGCGACGAUAUCAGCAGACAGCUACGUCUUCGGCGAACCUCCUCAAGGCCUCAAAACAAGUUUAGCAGUAUUGCGAAGACUCUAAACCCGUGUGCAGAGCAUCUCUAAGAUGGUAGAGACAGCAUGGAGCCGGAAGAGACUUUUCAGCAGGUGCAGGAUGCAAGGGCUCAAGUUCCUGGUAAUUACCAACUGGAGGAGGACAGAGUGAAGGAGACGAUCCGAGCAUGUUAUGAGGAAGGGAUCCUUCCGACUAACAUUGAUUCAGGCGAAAUGACGGUGGAAGGAAGAGAGGCUAAGUUCGUUCUGAAUUCUGCGGUGGACGAGAUUAAGGUGAAAUGGCUGAAGGCAAGAAUGGUGACUGUCAUUUUUCGAGAGGGCGCUCGGUUUCUUGCUAAGAAAGUGAAGGAGGACUUGAUCAGAGCGUAUGAGGAUGUCUGGAUUCGGGACGAGACCUUUGGUCAUGACUUCAAGAGAGGUAGAAUCAAGGUUGAAAGCCCUAAUGCCGUCUCAUACAUUCCAAGAUCUCAAGCGAUCACGGACUGGAUGUUGGGCAAGCGCUCCGACUUCAUUGAUCUCUCCAACACGACUUACCGAACGGAGUUUAAGCCGUGGAUGACACGAGCGGAGGUUCCCGACUGGAGGAGAACAGUGGACGAGAACACCUUUUGGGUGGUGGCCGUAGGCAUACAGUUGGAUGAGAUGGCGUUUAUAUACAUGCAUAUCGAAAGAGCAAUCGGCAAAAUUAUUAAACACCACCAACCGAAGGCGGACGAGACUGAUCCAAAAUUGGUCAACCUGCGGUUUGACCUGGAUCCUGCGGCCAAGGCUAAUAUGAAGGAUAAAAUCUGGGUUCAAACCCAUCAGGGAGACCUACUUGAAGUUCGUAUGGCUUCGGCGGAAUCGGAGUGUAGGGGAAAGAUAGAGGAUAAGAGUGUCAGUCAUCAUAACGCGAAGGGCGACGAUGAGUGCGCUGUGGACGCUCAAAGGCGACCGUCUGCGGCUGAGGAACGGCCUCAAAGGGAGCGGGCUCGUCCUCGGCAAUCUCCUCAGCCGGAGGAGGAGAAAGAGGCUCACAUGGAGCGGAUGGAACAGAUAACGAGCAGGCUAAUUAAGCCCAACCCGGCCCCUGCUCGACCUGCCCCUGCGUCAUUUCCCCUCUUGCCUGCCCCGCCUACACCUGGGUACGCCCCACAGUUCCCUCACCCAGCUAAUCCAGCAGGAAAGGUCGAGUGUUUUAACUGCAAACAGCCCGGACAUUUUGCCCAGGACUGUCCGCAGCCGAAACGUAAUCAACCCCCACCAGCCGCGGCCCCUGUAGCUCUGAACCGAGGACGAGUGGCCGCACUGAUGGACACGGCCCAAGGAGGGGAACUUGUUGCAUAUGAACAACCCUCCCCCUUAACGGCAGUUGCUUCAACCUCGGGAGCUUCUUCCUCCUCCGACGCUACUGAUGUGGUCGAUCCACUCGAGUAUCUUCAUCUCGCCGGCAUGGUCGGAGCAAUCCGAUCGGCCCAUGAUGAUCUUGAAUGGGUCGAUCGCGAAUCCAAUCCCGGUCCACAGUUUCGGACGGGAGAAAUUAAUGUAUUACGAGAGCUUAAGCAACUGGAUAUCCGUGUUCCGAUCUUGGUGGGGCAUUUGCUCACCAUUGUCGAAGCUGCAAACGAUAAACUCUUGCAACAUUGCCAGAAAAAUCAAAAGCGCUUCAUGUACCUGCGAGUACAACAAAUGUUGAAGAAGAAGAAAGGAGGCGAGGAGGUUGCACCACCUGAACCUGAAACAAGUGAACCCGAAGCAGCACGAGUAGCUGUGAUUUUGUUCGUAGAGACGGAUCACUUCGUACGAGCUCGACCAGUGUUGUGGAAAAGCGAUGAGUGCGAUUGUGAAGUUUGGGGCAAACCGUUUAACGCCCUUAUUGAUACUGGGUCUUCCGCAGUGGCCAUAUCCUUAGACACACCAGAGGCGAUUUCGGCGAUCUUGGCCCAGGUGGGACCAAGCGGACUUGAGAACGUGGUGGAGUAUGCGUCCAAAUCGGUGCCUGCCUGCAAGCGUAACUACGCGGCUCCAACAGGAGAAUGGUACACGACCCUUUGGGGAAUCAGUCACUUUCGAGUUUAUUUGUACGGGCGGAAGUUCACAUUGGUAACCGAUCAUGAGCCUCUGCUAGCCCUGAAGAAAUCUAAGGAUUACUCGGGCAUGAUCAGGCGAUGGGCAACAGUGCUGCAGAGCAUGGACUUUGACAUCCGUCACCGGAAACACGAAAGGCACGGGAAUGCGGACGGAUUGACACGACUGCACCGACCUGAGAAGGUUCCGAAGAAUGAGGAGGUGAUUCCGUGGAACGAACCGAAGAAGGAGAACGGACCUCGAUACGGCCAAGUGGAGAUCCUGUCAAAGGAGUAAGUGACACGGGGCUCAUUUUAUUUUUAUUUUUAUUUUUUUUCUGCCCCCUCUGCAAUUCUGUCCCAUCUCUCCCUCUCUGCCAUCAUGACUACCCCACCCGUCUCUGCGACCCCCUCUUCUCCUACUAAUUCUGCCUCUCUCACCUCCUCCGCUUUCUUUGCCACCCUCCCCGAUAAAUUCUGCUAUUUUUG
Chara braunii is the source of this 2668-nucleotide messenger RNA. The record is from the annotation of a GenBank genome assembly. Lineage: Eukaryota; Viridiplantae; Streptophyta; Charophyceae; Charales; Characeae.